UGACAUAACUACACUGGGGUUAUGCAGACAUUUAGAGCAAAAUGAUUGUUGGAAAAUUCACACCGGAUAUGCACAUUUACAUUUGAUAACCAGACACUUGUCAUGCCAAAGGAGCAAUAGAAAACAGUCCAGUCAUGACAAAAUGGCGAGCGGAGUUGGAAAACAUAAGUUGCUGUUGGGCCCAACAGAGCCAUGGUCAAUUAGAGAAAAGCUGUGCCUCGCCUCCUCUGUCAUGAAGAGUGGAGACCAAAACUGGGUGUCUGUGAGCCGAGCCAUUAAGCCAUUUGCAGAACCUGGACGCCCUCCUGACUGGUUCUCUCAAAAGCAUUGUGCCUCACAAUACUCUGAGCUCCUGGAGACAACUGAGGCCCCAAAGAGAAAGCGAGGUGAGAAAGGGGAGGUGGUUGAGACAGUGGAAGAUGUGAUCGUCCGCAGGUUGACAGCGGAGAGAAUAGAGGAGUUGAAGCGAUUGAUCAAGGACACACAAGAGAAGUACAGGAAACUGAAGAGACAAACUGAACUCAUCCAGGCAGGACAUCUGGACUCUAAACUUGAGGAGCUAUGGGAGGAAAUUGUACGGAGCAGAAAACAAGGGGAAGAGGAAGCUGAGGUGAAAAGAAAGGCCACAGAUGCAGCGUACCAGGCCAGGCAGGCAGUGAAGAACACUCCUAAACGUGUGCCCAGUGUGACAGUGCGCUCCCCCUCUUGGGCCUGCUCACCGAGCCUGGAUUUUCCCAUUGGAGAUCCAUCUGAAGAUCCUAGCACCACUGGGGCAGGAUCAACAGUGUUUGUGCCUCUGACGGAGCUGCCAGGCCCUGGAAUGGUAGAGGCGAGUUUGGGGUCACUGCUAGAUGAGUCAACACAGAAGAAGCUUUUGGGUCAGAAAAUCACGCCACCUCCCUCUCCUCUCCUGUCAGAACUGCUGAAGAAAGGCAGUCUUCUGCCCACCAGCCCCAGACUGGCAGUUGAGGGAGAAUCUCCGUCCAGUCAACUUACAGGGAGUCACGAUAAUCAGAUGAUGACUUCUUCACUACCUGCCUCUCAGGCAGCGACAGGUGCUCCCACACUGUCUCGUCUGCUGGAAGCUGGCCCCACCCAAUUUCCCUCACAAUUGAGCUCAUUGGCCACUGCAGACUCCGCCCCCAGCGCUGCCGCCUCUGCAGUGGACACCACUGCCCCGCUCAGCACAGUGACGAUGUUCCAUUCUCUUACAGAUACACGGUCAGAAGAUGACCCUGUGAUAAAACAGCACUCAAAGGAAGUGAAAGAGGAGGAGGAAGCCGUGAGUGAUGCUGAGGAGGGCAGUGUGUCGGAGAUGAAAGCUGGAUUAGAAGGGGAUGGAGUUGAGGAUUGUGGGGGAGAAGAGGAUGGAGAUGGAGUUUAUCUCUCCGAGCCAGAGGAGGAAACAGAGUUGGAUCCUCCGGCCAGCGAGAGUGAGGACGGCUAUAGCAUGCACACAGCAUCCUCUUCCGUACAGCUCCACACAACUGCAGACUCCAUUCCCAGCAGCCCUGCCUCCUCACAGUUCUCUAUCUGCAGUGAAGAUCAAGAAGCAAUUCAGGCUCAGAAGAUCUGGAAGAAAGCCAUUAUGUUGGUGUGGCGAGCAGCAGCCAAUCACAGGUAUGCAAAUGUCUUCCUGCAACCAGUGACGGAUGACAUCGCCCCUGGUUACCACAGUAUUGUGCCCAGGCCAAUGGAUCUGUCCACCAUCAAGAAGAACAUUGAGAACGGGCUGAUCCGCACCACAGCUGAGUUCCAGCGCGACAUCAUGCUGAUGUUCCAGAAUGCGGUGAUGUACAACAGCUCGGACCAUGAUGUGUUCCACAUGGCCGUGGAGAUGCAGAGAGAUGUUCUGGAGCAGAUCCAGCAGUUUCUGGCCACACAGUUGAUCAUGCAGACCUCGGAAUCAGGCAUCAGUGCCAAGAGCCUGCGUGGGAGAGACGCCAACCGCAAACAGGACCCCAGUGACAAGGACUGUGUUCCCAUGGCCUCUCCUGCAUUCCUUCUCUCUCUCUUUGACGGGGGCACAAGGGGGCGACGCUGCGCUAUAGAAGCAGACCUGAAGAUGAAGAAAUGAGCGGCCAGUAGUGGGUUCCUUUGAAACGCUAGUAAGUGAGUGCUGACAGCAUAGCACAAUCUGUCUGAACCAUAUCGCCAACACGCUUAAACAGAAAAGUUCAUGAGGGAAUCACUGGAUCAUGGUAUUGGGGAUCGGACAACGAUGGGACUGCCUCAAAAUCUGUGCAUGUAUGUGUCUGUGUGUAUGUAAUUUUGUGAGGUGUGUUGUGUAGUAUUAAAGCUAUGUUUUGUGUACGAAUAGUGCCUUUACAGGUAUUGACAAACGACCGGGAAUAAACCUGACGAAAGGACAAAAAAUUUAAAUGGAUAUGCCUUCUUAUGUGGGAACAAUGUUACUGAUAUUUGACCCUCUUUUCACUCUGCCAUAAUGCUGUAUUCUUGUGUCCUUCCAAACUAAAUUACUUUUUUUUUUUUUUACUUAGAGAGGUUUUAAAUAAUGUUCACACUGCUUUCUUCCAUGUAACGGAUGAGGACCAAGGACUUUCAAGCUCUAAAAAAAAAAUAAAAUAAAAUAAAAAAGCAUCAUAAAAAGAGACCAUAUGACUUGUGUAGUAUAUUCAAAGUCUUCUGGAGCCUUAUGGUAGAUUGGUGUGGGGAACAGUGUAAUGACAAUAUAAUAACUGUAACGGAUUAUCAAAAACAAAAUGUAGGACGGGAUCCAUUGGUUGUAGACUGGAUGGAGACAGAUGUGAAUACGAGAUUGUAGUAAAGAAAAUGGCUGGAUUUAUGUGGAGGAUAAGAUCGAAGGAGUUUGAUCAAG
This is a messenger RNA of Sinocyclocheilus rhinocerous, 2839 nucleotides long. Its product is annotated as bromodomain-containing protein 8-like. The transcript is spliced from 19 exons. The coding region runs from base 143 to 2077 and encodes 644 amino acids. NCBI's taxonomy places the organism in Eukaryota, Metazoa, Chordata, Actinopteri, Cypriniformes, Cyprinidae. Gene Ontology annotation, cellular component: NuA4 histone acetyltransferase complex. The record is from RefSeq and is a predicted model, not a curated record. Gene Ontology annotation, molecular function: protein binding.